UGCUGACGAUGUCAAGAUAUGGAGAGACAAAAUGACCUGGAGAAAUUAUCUGAAUGGUCUAAAAUUUGUCAGUGGUCGAUACACACAUGAUGGAUAACAGUGAGCUAUUUGUUGUCUAGACAUAUUGACUUAGAAGUCAUCGUUAGCGAAAACUUAAUAACUACCACACACUGCCGUGCGAUAGCCGUCAAAGCUUAUGGAAUCUUAUGGUCAGUACGUGGGACCUUCAGCCAUGUCAAUACUAAAACCCUUUUGACUUCGUAUACAGUAUUCGUUCGUAAUAAACUCGAGUACUGCAUACAAGCAGCUAGCCCCCGCCUAAAAGCAGACAGUGAGCUCCUGGAAGAGGCUCAAGGAACUGCGACUAAGCUGGCUCUCGGAAUAGCAAAGCUCUGUGUGAUACUCGACUGGUUAAAAUGAACCUACUUACAUCGUCAUAUAAAAGAACCAAAGGCGACUUGAUCACAGCUUUCAAAUUACUGAAUGGUAAAUUUGCAUCUGAUAUGCCCUCAUUUUUGUUGUCUUUCAAAACAGAGAAUUUACGAGGACAUUAAAAAAUUUCACAAGCCCAGAACAAAUUACUUGUCAGUUGACUGUCGACUUUCCCAUGGAAUCAUCAAUGAGUGGAAUUCAUUAUCUCAACACGUGGUCGACGCUUUCAAAAUAAAGUUUGAUCAACUGAGAGAUCACCAUCGCCAGGACUAACAAAGGCCACUUAGCAUCCUAUCCCUUCCGAACUAAAAGACUCCAACCCUUAACCUAAUUACCUGAGCCUAACUAAGAAAAAUAUGAGGAGUCGUGAAAGUCCGUUUAGACUCUUAAAAGGGUUCGAGAAGAUAGACAGCAUCCACUGGGACGAGUUAAUCGUUAUGGGUGGAGUAACCGUAAGAAAAAAUCAAUAGACUUAUUAAUUAGAUAACAUCGGUUGACACUUUGCAAUAUUGCUGUUGAAUUUUCCAUAAGUCAUCCACAUAUAAAAUCUUUUCCGAUUAGUGAGAAACUAGUUGACUACUCGUUGCGGUUGUUUUAAGUUCAUUCGGAAAGUAUAUUUUUGCCAGUUAGGCUUACUGUACAGUUACACAGAUAAUAACUCCAUAUAAACAUGACUAAAAGCUCACUUCAAAGAACGUAUUAGUUGUUUGCUGCUUCUCUUUACUUAUGUGCUCACCGUUUAUUACUACAAAAAAGUACAUGAAGACAAUUAUUUGUAUUUUCCAGGUUAGCCGUAAAUUUAAGUAAAACUUUAAUCCAAAGUGUUCGUAGUACCUUGAAUCGAUAGCAUUUUUGUCAGUUUUCCAUUGCUAGGAUUUCUUCUUCCGAAUACCAUUCACCAUUCUUUUGUUUUGUUGACUUUUGAAUAUUAAAGCUAAUCCGGUUAAAAUGAUCCCUUACUUAAGAAUGGAAUUUCUGAAUUGCUGACACUACUAGAAUUAAAAAGCAAACUACAAUAAAUUAAGAGUAAAGGUGGGAAUUUUGGCUGCGUUUGUAUCGAGAAAACCAAUCGUCAUCGAGUGCUAAAUCAAAAAUAUUAACUGAAACUUAGCUAAUGAUGUUCUCGUUUUCACGCUUUUUGUAGCUUAUGUCAUAAUCCUCAGUGAUGUAUCUACCUUGGUUAGUUACGCUUAAUCCAAUCUACCAAUUUGACUGUCAGAAGUUUAUGAUUUGCUUCCGAAUUUCACAUAUUUACACUGAGCCACAAACCAUCUGUUUUAAUGGCUUAAAUGAGUUGGUCCAGCUAUAAACAGUAUUUCAUCACUCAUUUUUCCAUUUCGGCUACUUAAUCUGACGAUCCCUUUGUAAGUUUUUGAAUUUAGGCUUCGCUGUGUUGUAAGGAGCUCGAAAAUAACCAGUAAAAGCAUAUAGAACAGUCUUCAGUCAUAUUUUUUUAGAACAGUUUUAAAAUAGUAUCAAUAUUCAUAUACGAUCUUCUGUGGAUUGAUGACAAAUCUAAAAUCCACUUCGUUUUUAUAUUUAAUCACAACACGGACCAACAACCAUUUUAAAAUCAAUAUGGUUUGCUAAAUACUGAAACUUGGAAUCAGUCCAGUACGUACUGAAGUACUAUUAACAUCUUCAAGAAUGAUUUCUAAGCAUCAGAAGCGUUGUAUAUAUUAUAUGUACCUUAGAAACUAGUUAAGAUCUAAUUGUCACAAGACUUCAAAAGAAAGUGGAUAGGUUGUUUAUUUUAUGGCCAUUUAGAUUAUAAGUUUUAAACAAAGAAUUUCGUGUGAUUAUAUUUUAUAAGUGUAUCUUGACAAACUUAAGCUCUAAGCAUAUUAGUUCGUCGAUUCAAAUUUUCACUUGUAGAAAUUAAAGUAGGUUAAUACUAGCCUAAAGAAUAAAAUCAGUGGAUUUUCUAAAGUAUAAAGAGAUGAAUUAAUAUCCACCAAUCAAUAGGAUAAUCCAUUAAUAAACAGAAAGCUACUCAUAUGUGUCGUUGAAAUUUACUUUGGGUGAGAUUACUCAGUCUAAAACCAGAUUCUUUCGUGAAAUGCGUUCAAUAAGUUAACAGUUCCUUCCAGCUAUUUAGCAGUUAUUAACUUUUUAAAUUAAUAAUUCAUCCUAGUCCGAGCUUUCCCGAUAACCUAAUCUCAGUUCAUAUAAGUUCUCAAUCUCAUCAGUCUAUUCCUUUGAGGCUCAUCACCUUGUCAGACCCCCCCCUCUAUGUUUUUAUAGCCUAAUGCUUUUACCAAAGAUCAUCGAUUCUUAUUCAACUUCAAGAAUUCUACAUACUGUUCCUAUAUAUACUUAGCCUUUUCAGGUGAAUUGAGUUAUCACUCAGAGGACUUGAAUUUCAAUCAUAGAAUUCCGAGUUCAGAUCCCACUCUAUACACUCAGUUUGAUUUACAAUAUAGUUCCACUUUUCCUCAAAAAUAAUGAAGGUAUUCAGUUUUUCCAUUAAUGAAAGUAAUGUAAGCUGAUACCGGUUACUUAGUGUUGUGUAUUCAUGCUGAAAUUUAUUUGGUGAUCGAGACUGAUGUAAUUUACUAGAGAUGCGAAGCGCUCAAUAUGCUCAACUAUCUUAACAACCUGAAAUCAAACUUCACAUUUCUAAAGUUUUUUGUACUUGCUAGGUAAAAAAACUCAUGAUAAAAGUUUUAAGGAUUUCUCUCUUUCUUCCGACAGUUGAAUGGCUAUGUAACUUAGUAACUACUUACAUUUUCAUGUACUAGACUAUAAUCCAUACAUUGUGAGAGUCAACUAUACAUCCUGGUUACUCAACUCUAUCAAGUGACUUUUGAGGAUAUGGGAUCUUCAAACAACUUGGGAGGAAAAAAGUCUAGACCAAUUUAAAAUGAGUUUUAUUCGCACCAAUUUAUUAACUGUGAAUUCUGUUCAUAGACUCAUUACGAUUUGUGUUCAUUCAAAAUUACUCAGUUCCUAAAUCAUAAUCAUUGUAAUGGACAUAUUAUCGGCAAUUUUAAAUGCAUUUUUGGACUUCUACCGUCUUAAUCAACAAAGCUUACAAAUGAAUUUCUUAAUCUAGUUAGCGGAACAGUGAAGAAGAGAUUAGCAAAAGCCUCAUUCACUAUAGUGAGGUUGAAGCUAAUAAUAGCAUCUUCACUUUUACCGAAAUUCCAACAGAUAUUUUUACAUUGUAAAUGAGCUGUGUUUUAAUUGUGUAAUUUGUUGAACUUUUUCUAUUUGUUUCAGAUAGACUACAUGAUAAGUACAGUCGAUAUAUUCAUUUCUUGAUAACUAAAGAAGGUCGCUACUCAUAAUCAGUUCAUUUCUUUCUCAAUGAGACUAAGUAAAUAUCAACUUUUAUCUUACAGAACUUUAAAACAAGUUAAUUCAGUCAUUAAGUUUCCUUUUCAUCUAUUAAAAAGACAAUUUUCAAGUCAAAUCCAAAUUUGUAUCAUUGGUAGUGGCCCAUCAGCAUUUUAUACUGCUCAGACUUUACUAAAAAACCAUCCAGGUGUGAAUAUCGAUAUGUUUGAAAAACUUCCUUCGCCUUUUGGUCUAGUCCGUUAUGGUGUUGCUCCAGAUCAUCCUGAAGUAAAAAAUGUGAUAAAUACUUUUACAGAGGUUGCUAAGAAUACACGAUUUUCUUUCUUGGGUAAUGUUUGCAUUGGAAGAGAUAUUAAACUGGGAGAAUUACAAGAAGCUUAUUCAAUCAUUAUUUGGGUUCGCUUUUAUUUUCAUAGUAUAAUAAAUUUUCUAUUUUAUAAGGCUUAUGGCACUGCUGUUGAUCGGCGUUUGGAUAUUCCUGGAGAGGAUUUACCAGGUGUUUUGUCUGCUAAAGAUUUAGUAGGAUGGUAUAACGGUGCACCCAGCAACGUCAAUUUUUCUCCUGAUCUCAGCUGUGAAACGGUUGCUAUUAUUGGUAUGGGAAAUGUAGCAGUAGAUGUUGCGCGGAUUCUUCUUUCUCCAGUUGAUCGAUUAAUGUCUACCGAUAUACCAGAGCCUGUGAUUGAUUGUCUGUCAAGAAGUAAAGUUAAGAAUGUCAUUUUAAUCGGUCGAAGAGGUCCUUUACAUGUGGCGUUUACUCUAAAAGAAAUUCGCGAACUCUCAAAACUUCAUAUAACUUCAUCUCAGUCUAAAUGUUUCAUAAACUUACUACCAAAGGAUGUAUUCUCUAUAACUAUGGGGACAUCUAAUCAAAUUCAAGAGUUGCUGUCAGAACUUCCUCGCCCUCGACGUCGUUUAACAGAAUUUCUGUUAAAAAUGCAUAGUUCUUCCGAUCACAUGACGAAUCAUACAGCAUACCCUGUGUAUCAUUGUAACUUACAGUUCUUACGUUUUCCAAAAGAAAUUGUUUCUUAUGGGGAACAUCAUUCUGACAAAAAUCGUUCCAUAGUUUCUCACAUAAAAUUAGCAACAGUUAAGUUAAAAGGUCCGACCAGUCCUCAUCAGCAAGGUGUAAUAGACGAUACUCAACCCUUAGAAACUUUACCUUGUGGUUUAGUUGUGCGUAGUAUUGGCUACCAUGGUGUCCGUAUUGAUCCAGAUUUGCCAUUCGAUGAACAACGUGGAGUGAUUCUUUGCAAAGAUAACAAAGGACGCGUAGUUGAUCUACCACAAAUUUCAUAUAGUUUCUCUUUAAGCCCAAUGUAUUGUACUGGUUGGAUUAAACGUGGUCCAGUUGGUGUAAUUGCCGAUACAGCUGUAGAUGCUCGUCAAACCGCUGAAACUAUUCUUAAGGAUUUGUCUGAAUUUGAAAAACGCGGUCAUGUAGAUGUGUUAAACAAACGUGGACUCUCUGUAGUUCAACGCUAUCUUAACGAAAGAAAUAUACAUGUCGUAAAAUUUAAAAAUUGGGAACGUAUUGAUGAAGCGGAAAAGUUAGCCGGUCAAAUGCUCGAUAAACCAAGAGAAAAAUUGACUACAAUUCAAUCUAUGUUAAAAACAGCUUUUACUGAUGUAGAACAACCUAAAUCAUCUCGCUGAUAGUUUCUAGUUGUAAUCUUUUAUUAUUUACUGUAUAAAUACCCUAAAUAGUAGGAUAUCUUUAAUGGUUUGUAUUCUCACUUCAAUUCUAAAUUUGUUUAAUGCCAGUUAAAUUUCAUUAUUGCGAAAUUAUAUAAAAGAAAUCAAUUCUUAUUCUGACUUGUAUUUUACUGCAUAUGGUUUCUUCAUGAUAUUGCAUGCAGCCGAAAAUUUUUAAAGUAUUUUCAUAUGUUCAAAUUCUGUGGUAUGGGUAUAUCGUCAGUGAUAAAAUAACUAUAAUAUUUCGGCAUGGAUUACUCAAAAAUAUAAAUUGUACCCAAACAGAAUUAGAUUAUUUUUAACGUGUUCGAUUCAACAUUAAACCUUCACCAACUUGAAUAACUAAAGCCUACGCUACCCGUAUAUAACCACUUCCUACCUCAAUAUGCCAUGUAACUCAUGUGCCAAGUACAUGUUUUUAUGAAGGGUUUAACCACGCUUUGUAUGAAAACUGACAAUACUACGCUGCUUCCCAGACUGAAAUAAAUGGCACAAGAUUCAAACUUGUAACCCAUUAAUUGUAUGCCAACUUGUCCAGUCACAAUACCAC
Molecule: messenger RNA, 5980 nt
Organism: Schistosoma spindalis
Lineage: Eukaryota; Metazoa; Platyhelminthes; Trematoda; Strigeidida; Schistosomatidae
Source: the annotation of a GenBank genome assembly